Molecule: messenger RNA, 1701 nt
Organism: Notodromas monacha
Lineage: Eukaryota; Metazoa; Arthropoda; Ostracoda; Podocopida; Cyprididae
Source: the annotation of a GenBank genome assembly
AUGACGACAGAAUAUUUAAAGACAAAACAACCCUUAUACAUCCCUUAUGCGGGCAAUACCUUACUUGAGUUGCCGCUGUUAAAUAAAGGAUCGGCGUUUACGGAAGAAGAGCGCACUCGCUUCAACUUGCAUGGUUUAAUUCCACAUGUUGAAGAAAGCAUUGAAGAACAAAGUCAGCGUUCUUAUCAACAGUAUUGUGCUUUUAAUGAUGCGAUCAAUAAGCACAUUUACUUGCGUAACAUUCAAGACACCAACGAAACCUUGUUCUAUCACCUCAUUGAAAACCAUUUAAGUGAGAUGAUGCCGAUCAUCUAUACUCCAACGGUGGGUGAGGCUUGUCAGCGUUUCUCGGAUAUUUAUCGCCGCCAUCGUGGCACAUUUAUUUCCUAUCCAGACCGUGCGCAUAUUGAUGACAUCUUGCAUAACAUCAACAAGAAAAAUGUCAAAGUCAUUGUGAUUACCGAUGGCGAGCGUAUUUUAGGCUUGGGUGAUCAAGGUAUUGGCGGGAUGGGUAUUCCGAUUGGAAAGUUGUCGCUGUAUACCGCGUGUGGUGGUAUUAGCCCAGCUUAUACGUUACCAAUUACCCUCGAUGUCGGGACCAAUAAUCAGCAGUUACUGAAUGACCCGAUUUAUAUGGGUUGGAAUCAACCGCGUAUCAGUGGUGAUGAGUACUAUGCUUUUGUCGAUGAAGUGAUUGCUGCGAUCAAGCGUCGUUGGCCGAAAGCCUUAAUUCAAUUUGAAGACUUCGCGCAAAAUAAUGCCAUGCCGUUAUUGAAUAAGUACCGUGAUGAAAUCUGUUGUUUUAAUGAUGAUAUUCAAGGUACCGCAGCCGUUUCUGUGGGCAGUUUGAUUGCUGCAUCACGUGCGGCAGGUAAACAGCUCAAAGAUCAAACCGUUGCCUUCUUAGGUGCGGGUUCAGCAGGCUGUGGGAUUGCUGAGCAAAUUGUUGCGCAGAUGAAAGUUGAGGGUUUAACUGAUGCCGAAGCGCGUGCACGCGUGUAUAUGGUCGAUCGUUUUGGUUUAAUCACUGAAAAUCAGCCGAAUCUACUCGAUUUCCAACGUAAAUUGGCGCAAAAGCCAGACGUGAUAGCGGAAUGGGGCAAUGCUGAAGAGGUGAUUUCACUGCUCGAUGUCGUGAAAAAUGCCAAACCUACUGUGUUGAUUGGAGUAUCGGGUCAGCCGGGUUUAUUCACUGAAGAAGUGAUUCGCACUUUGGCGUCGAACUGUGAUCGUCCGAUUGUGUUGCCACUGUCUAAUCCAACGUCGCGUGUAGAAGCAGUGCCAGCAGAUAUUAUUCACUGGACGGACGGCAAGGCUUUGAUUGCGACGGGCAGUCCUUUUGCUCCAGUCAACUAUCAAGGCAAAAUUUAUAAUAUUUCGCAAUGCAAUAACUCGUAUAUCUUCCCAGGCAUUGGGUUGGGCGUGAUUGCGGCCAAUGCAACCCGUGUGACCGAUUCGAUGCUGAUUGCAUCGAGUAAUGCUUUGGCAGAUUGCUCACCGAUGUUGACCAACCCUACAGCAGAUUUAUUGCCUGAGAUUGAUGAAAUUCAGAAAGUCUCUAAGCUGAUAGCCUUCAAAGUGGCCAAAGCAGCAAUGGAUGCAGGUGUAGCCCCGAUUAUUAGUGAUGAGCAAUUGCAACACGCGAUUGAGAAAAACUUCUGGAAGCCAGAGUAUCGUCACUAUAAACGUGUCGCCUUCUAA